Molecule: messenger RNA, 4316 nt
Organism: Pezoporus occidentalis (night parrot)
Lineage: Eukaryota; Metazoa; Chordata; Aves; Psittaciformes; Psittacidae
Gene: SHROOM4
Product: shroom family member 4
Exons: 10
Coding region: 106-4296 (1396 amino acids)
Biological process (GO): actin filament organization
Cellular component (GO): adherens junction; cortical actin cytoskeleton; apical junction complex
Molecular function (GO): actin filament binding
Source: RefSeq, a predicted model, not a curated record
CUCCGCCCCGCAGCUCUGCUCCGCGCCGCUCAGCCCGGGCGGGCUGAGGUGUUAUUUCCUCUGUCGUGCGGUGCCGGGCCGGGCAGGGAUGGGGCAGUAGUGGCCAUGGAGCGGGCCGAAGGCCGGCCCGGAGCCCCCCAGUACGUGCACGUGCAGCUGCAGGGGGGAGCGCCCUGGGGCUUCACGCUGCGCGGCGGGCUGGAGCACGGCGAGCCCCUCAUCGUGUCCAAGGUAGAGGAGGGGGGCAAGGCUGCACUGUCCCACAGGCUGCAGCCGGGUGAUGAACUGGUGAACAUCAGCGGGACGCCGCUCUACGGGUCUCGCCAGGAGGCUCUGAUCCUCAUCAAGGGCUCUUACCGCACCCUGAAGAUGAUCGUCCGCAGGAGGAGCGUGCCCAUCCUCCGGCCCCACUCCUGGCACGUGGCCAAGCUCACCGAGAGCCGCCCCGAUGUCCUUGCCAUGCACUGCCCUACAGAUGCCUUCAGCCUCUCCUGGCCCUCGGGGUGUGAUGUCAGUGAGCUGUCCCUGCAGUGGAACCCGCUGUCCCGGCACUGCAGCACCGACCAGAGCAGCUCCAUCGGGAGCAUGGACAGCCUGGACCAGCCUGGCCAGGCCUACUAUGAAGGGGACCCCUCACCCGUUGACCAGGGCAUGUACCACAGCAAGAGGGACUCGGCCUACAGCUCCUUUUCCGCCAGCUCCAUCACAUCUGACUGUGCCCUUUCUCUCCGCCCCGAGGAGGCCACCUCUGUUGACUCCAUCCUCCAAGCCCCCUGCAAGGCCCCUGAUGGGCGCUACAUGACCACGGGGUCUGAGCCGCCCAGCAGCCGGCAGCCGGAGGCCUUGCGGGUGUCUGUACCUCCCCAGCCCCCCGUGAGGAGGGACAGCCUGCGGGCAGCCCCAGCUGGUGGAGGUGACCGGUGCCGGGCUGCGGUGUCAGCAGACAUGCUGCAUGUCAAAGGCCGGUGGAUCUCUGACACCUUCCUCUGCCAGCGGGAUGGGGAGGCAGAGGCGGCAGGCAGUAGGACACCGGUGCCAUACCCCACGAAGGACCGUCUCUCUGCCGACCAGUAUUACAUGCUGAGCUCCCGCCCAGACCGGUGUGCAACUGAGCUGCUCAUGGGGGAGAGUGUGGAGCCUGGUGAUCAGCUGUACCCGGAUGGCAGCACACACCGAGUGCCAGAUACUGUGGCAGCAGGUGACAACCGUCUGCUUUCCCCGCUCAAAGGCCACAUGCUGCACCGGCACAGUGCUCCUGAGCAGCUCCUGGCCUCCCAGCUCCACUCCCUUCAGGUGGGCACUAGCAGCGGGCAAGCCUCACCGGCCUCUGAUAGGCACCGCAAGACUCUCUCCCCGCUGCACCCCGAGGGCAGCCGGCCAGGGGCUACCCAGGACCCGCAGUUCUGCCCAGAGCUGUGCUGCCGCCUCCCACCGUGCCGCUGCUGCCCGGAGCUGCAGCGAGCCUGCGGGCAGGACGGGUCGGGAGCCAGCCCAGCGCGCAGCACGGAGGGGCCGGGGGAAGAGGAGAGCCGGGGGGGGGGGGGCCGGCGGGCCGGGGGCCUUCCCCGCCGCUCCUCUCAGAUGCGCCGCCGCAGCGACCGCUUCGCCACCAGCCUGCGCAACGAGAUCCAGCGGCGUAAGGCCCAGUUGCAGAAGAGCCGUGGUGCCGGCGCCCCCGCGCCCGGUGAGGAGCCGGUGGAGGAGGCGGAGGAGCCCCCCGAGGGCAGCGUGCCGGCGGAGGGACCCCGCGCCCCGCCGAAGCGACUUAGCCCCACGCCGAGCGAGGGCGGCAGGAGCCCAGGCCGCUCGGGGGACCGGGGUAUCCCCACCCCUGACCCGCUCCCGGUCCCCAAAGGGCUCCCGUCUCCCGAGCGGCCGGUGCCGACAGGCCGGGGCCUCUGGCGCUGGUCCCCCGAGCCAAAGUUGCCGCUGAGGCGUUCGCCAAGCGCCUGCGAGCUGGAGGUCUACGGGCAGGGCCCGGCAGCCCCCGGCUCUCCACCACGGGGCGAGGAUGAGGCUGUUCUCCUGCCCUUCGCUGACCGCCGCCGUUUCUUCGAGGAGAGCAGCAGGCCGGCGCCGCCCCGGCACGGCAAAUCUGAGGCGGGUGAACCCGGUGCCUUCCAGCCUUCCGGGCUCGAGCGCCGAGACCCUCGCCGCCUCUCCGUGGACCAGCCCUACACCGCUCCCUCUCCCAGCCGCCCUGGCUCUGCCGGCCCCUACGCCGAGUGCUGCCGGGAGCAGCCUUCCUGCUACAAGCCGCUGGGGAGGCUGGGGGAGCUGGAGUACGUGCGGGGCUUCUCCUAUCCCUACGGGGUCCCGCUGCACCCUGAGCCCUGCCGCUACUGCGGUGGGGACCCGUGCCCCCGGCCGCUGCCUCGUGGCCAUACCUGCCGCUGCCACCCCCAGCCCUGGGCACGCUGCCCCGACUGCUGCUGCCCGGCGCUGCGCCCCGGACGGGAGGAGAGCGAUGCCUGGCCCCCGCGGAGAGCCUUUGCCCCGGAAUUUCCUCUGGAUGAGUGGGAGCCACCAGCAAUAACCAGGAAAGCCAGUCAGUCCAUCAGCGAGCUCUCCCGCUACCAACUGGGCUUCCCAAGGCUUGGCCCCUUCCACCCCUGCUUUGGGAGCAGCGCUGAGCCAGAGUGGCUGCCCUGCUACCGGGCCACUUCUACACAUGAUCUGUCAUGGGAUGGUGACCGCCUGACCCUCUCCCCUGAGAGCCCUCCAGACCCCCUGCACCGCCCGCUGCGAGGGAGAGCCUUCUCCGAGAGCCACCUCAACCUGGAGCCUGCCAGCCCCCGGAGCCAUAGCCAGAGGGACCUGCUCCAGGCCAAGCUGGACCCUGCUGGCAUUCCCAAAAAGAAGGGUCCCCCUCCUCCCCGUCCACCGCCCCCCAACUGGGAGAAGUACAGGCAGCACCGGACAUCCCAGCGCCUGCCGGAUGGUUCUGGGCACAGCUCUGCCUUUGCUGCCCCAGUGCCGCCCCGCAGCAUCACUGAGGCUGCACGUGAGCGUUCACAGAGCCUCACCGGGGAGCAGGGGGGCCGAUCCCGGCGUCUCGCUGCCCGUCCAGCUGCCCUGCCAGGCGCCUGGCCCCGGCCCGAGCCUCCUGGGUCACUCCAGAGAAUUCCUGGGCCUGAUGCUGAGAUUUGCAGGGCGGCAGGAGCCGGGGAGGAGCGGCUGAAGGCAAAACACCCCUGGGAGAUGGAGGAGCAGCCCCAAAGGCUCGGCCGGCAUCAGGAGCGGGACUGGGUCAGCCCCUGCAGGGUGGGUGAGCGCUCCCUGCCCCUGCAUGAUGGCUCCGGCCCUACUGCCCUCGAGGCCCCUAAGGCCAGCCCUGGAGUGGCAGAGGGGAUGGACUGCCAGGGGAACCAGCCCCAGCCCCGCCCUGUGGACUCGGAGGAGCUGCUGUGGGAUGUGGCAGGCAGGGACCACUCUCUGGCUAGCAUCCUGGCCCCCUUGGCCCCUCCUGGCACAACCACCAAGGUGGUGGGUAAUCUGCUGGUGACGGGGCAGCAGCAGGCCUGGCAGGAGUGUUUCCAGCAGGACUGGCACAUGGAGACCCUGGCGCAGGACAGGCAGGGCUUCGAGCCCAUCUCACCACCCUCUGUGAGCGCUGCCAGUUCUGCCUACUACCCAGCGUAUUACAGUGCAGGAGUGGGUAAAGCCGAGCCACUUGGCAAGGUGAAGGAGCUGCCGGAUGUGGUGGAGGGGAGCUCUGAGGAGGAGGCAGACCAUGAGCUGGUGGAAAAGAAGCUGCAGCUGAUUGAGAGCCUGAGUCGCAAGCUGGCGGUGCUGCAGGAGGCACAGCGGGGUCUGCAGGAGGACAUCAGCGCCAAUGGGGCGCUGGGCGAGGACGUGGCUGCGCGCCUGCAGGCCCUCUGCACCCCGGGGGAGUUUGACAAGUACCGCCUCUUUGUGGGUGACCUGGACAAGGUGGUCAACCUCCUGCUGUCCCUCUCAGGCCGCCUGGCCCGGGUGGAGAGUGCCCUAGGCAGCCUGGGGCCGCAUGCCCCUGCUGAGGACAAGGUGGCCUUGAGAGAGAAGCAGCAGCUGCUGGUGGCACAGCUGGAGGAUGCCAAGGAGCUGAAGGAGCACGUGGGGCGGCGGGAGGAGGUGGUGGGUGCCAUGGUGGCACGGUACCUGCCCGCCGAGCACCUCCAGGACUACCAGCACUUCGUCAAGAUGAAGUCGGCCCUCAUUGCCGAGCAGCGGGAGCUGGAGGAGAAGAUCAAGCUGGGUCAGGAGCAGCUCCGGUGCUUGCGUGAGAGCCUCGAGCAGGGCCCCAAGGGCUGUUAGCCCCCCAUCCAGCCGCCCCC